This is a messenger RNA of Schizosaccharomyces octosporus yFS286, 1326 nucleotides long. RefSeq names its product ubiquitin-protein ligase E3. The record is from RefSeq and is a predicted model, not a curated record. The coding region runs from base 1 to 1326 and encodes 441 amino acids. Lineage: Eukaryota; Fungi; Ascomycota; Schizosaccharomycetes; Schizosaccharomycetales; Schizosaccharomycetaceae. Gene Ontology annotation, molecular function: metal ion binding. The transcript has a single exon.
AUGCCUCCUGGCUGGAGCGAAGCAGCCAUUCAAUACAAAGCUUUGAAGAAAUGUAUCAAGCGUUUCGUUUAUGAGCUUUCAUCUUUGGGUCUGAGUGCUGAGACAAUUCGUCACCUCAUCUCUUCAUCAGAUGAUGAACAGCAGCGAGCCAUCACCAUGACUUAUUCUUUAGCCAAAGAGGGUCAUGUUGUCGUUCCUAAAAUUGUUGUGAAUAUCAAUUUUGACAAAUUGAAGGAUGACGAUUUCGCGGCUUCAAUGGUGAAGCAACUCUCUGCUUCUUCUAAUAUUGCUGAUUCUUUUCAAUCACCAACAUCUCAAACCUUUCAAAUUAAUGAGCAAAAUGGCAGUAAUAAUCAUAUACUUAAUAAUAAGUUUGCUCAAGUUCAUUCAUAUACAAAGGAUUCUGAGGUUCACCAAAUGGAGCUCUUAUUGAAUUUUGACCAUGAGUUUUUCAAAAAACUUACGACGGAGUUACAGAAUGUCGAACAUUUGCAGCAACAGCAGCGUGAAAUUUUACAUAAUGCUUUUGAUAAUCUUACUCAUGACAUUUCCUUAACUGCUUCUCCUGUCUCAAAAAAACAUUAUAAUUCGUUAUACUGUUGGAGGACUAUCUUUAAACUGUAUAUGGAUGCAGAUAUAUUUAUGUCGAGCAAGGAAGUUGAAGGAAAUCGUGAAAGAUCUCCAGAACUGGCUCAACGUCAUUUGAACUGGUUUGACCAACAAGUUCGCAAGUCUCGAUGUCUUCCGUCUUCAACGAAGCAUCGUGACUGGAUACUUUACAAUCAGUUUGUAGAGUUGAAUCGAAAUCUUCUCAAAAUGACUUUUUUCCAGAGUAUGAACAAGCUUGCUGUUACGAAAAUUUUGAAAAAAUUUGACAAACGUACUUCGCUUACUGCUCAGCCAUUAUUUUUUAAGGUUAUUGAUUCAGAUCCGCUGCUUCUUGCCGACAAUGUUGCAAAAGCUAUUUGCUUUAAUUUGAAUUCUAAAUUGUUUUCUAUUAUUCCGCAAUUACAAGAUUUCGAAUGUGCAAUUUGCUCAAAUAUAGCAUAUAAACCUGUGCGUCUUGGUUGCUCGCACGUUUUUUGCUUGCAUUGCCUAAUUAUCUUACAGAGACAAAAGGUGAAUUUAUGUCCUUUAUGUCGUGCUGAAGAUGUUUUAGAUGCCGAUUCCCGCAACAUUGACCAAGCAUUAUUAAAUUUUAUGAAGACCUUUUUCCCCCGUGAAAUCAAGCAAAAGCGGCUUGAGAACGAAGAAGAUAUAUUUUCUAGUCCAUCUUCUACUUCCGUACGUGUGGUUUCUGACAAAAAUGCAUGUAUAAUAAUGUAA